Danaus chrysippus (African queen) is the source of this 2055-nucleotide messenger RNA. Lineage: Eukaryota; Metazoa; Arthropoda; Insecta; Lepidoptera; Nymphalidae. The record is from the annotation of a GenBank genome assembly.
AUGGAUCCCAGGCGUGUUUAUGUCUCAGGGUUCCCCAGCUAUACACAGUCCCAGGACCUUAUGCAAGCUUUUAGUGAAUAUGGCACAGUCAAAGUAGAAAAAAUCAAUAAGAAAUAUGCCGUAGUUUUGUUUCCCGAUGAAGAGAGUGUCAAGGAAGUCAUUAAUGAAUCAGGAAAAAUUGUGAAUUAUGGAGAGUUUCUCGACAUCAAACCUUACAACAAGAAACUUGAUACAACAGCACCGAAAAGAGAAUUCACAAGAAGUAAACAGAAAGAGUCAAUAAUCGCUCCCCAGAUGUUGGAUCUGUCGGGUGACUUCUACCAGCAGCUGGACACGGUACUGUCAGCGGUCCGUCUCACGCAGCAGGAGGUAUGCGCCAUCAGCACGCUCUACAGUGACCUGCAAGACGCGCUGCGGACACAGUGGCCUGGCUGCGUGGCCACACCGUUCGGGUCCAUCACCACGGGGCUGGGCAUCAAGAGCAGUGACGCGGACUGCUUCGUGUCUCUGGGGACGGAGCGCAUCACGGACGCCGUGGGUCGAGCCAAGCGCGCUCUUCUUCGUGAGCCGCGCGUGUUCGCGGAGGUGCUGGCCAUCCCUCAGGCCCACACGCCUAUCGUGAAGUUCUUCCACGUACCGACGGGCACCAACUGCGACGUGACGUUCAAGACGCCGCUCGGCGUUCACAACAGUAGACUCGUGUCCUUCAUGUUGCACGCCGACCCUCGCCUCGUGCCCAUGGCGGUGCUGGUCAAGUACUGGGCGAAGGUGCACGGCUUCUCCGGCAGCGGGCGCCUCACCAACUACGCGCUGACGGUGCUGCUGCUGUUCUACCUGCAGCAGCCACCCGUGUCCGUGCUGCCGCCCGUGCGCUCGCUGCAGGAGGGGCACGAACACGUUGUGGACGGAUGGAACGUGGCCUUCGACGACCGCCUGGAGGCCCUGCCCGGCUCCACCAACACGUCCUCCAUCCCGGAGCUGCUCGGCGGCUUCUUCCAGUAUUACUCCACGUUCGACUUCUGUAAGCUCGUCGUCUGCCCGUACUUGGGUCGGCCGAUACCCAAGGAAGCGUUCAGGAGGCCGUCGACCUUGCCGCCCGAGAUGAGUCUGUACAGACGCAACGUGGAGAGUGGCGCGGCGGGGGCCAUGAGGUUCGCCACCUCCAUGUGUGUCCAAGACCCCUUCGAGCUGUGUCACAACGUGGCCUCGUGCGUGAGCAGCCGACUGUUCGAGGAGGUCCAGGCUCACUUUAAGUUCGCGGCUCUCGCUUACGACACAGACAAACUGAAAGAUUGUCGACAGUUCCUCAGAACGAUCCUCCUGCGAAAACCGAAAAUACCGCGCUACAAAGCGAAAACGGAAUUCAAAGCUUCGAUAUCGUCCUACGUCAUACAAAAAAUAGAGAGUCAGGAUCGGCGAAGAAUCGUCAACUACGAGAUGCUCAGGAUGUUUAAAGAAAUGUGCAAGAUAGAACUGAGCGAGCUGGAAGCUGACGAGAAAGGACCGACCAAGAAACGGAAAGACAAAUACAUGGGCACCGUCACCCGGCCUAUAUGGAGGAGGAAACAAUAUAUGAAGACACACAGCGGCGAGGAACUGGGGCUCGUGGAGAGGCAGGCGAGGAUCACGGAGGAGCUCAUGAACAAGGAGAAGGAAAACAUCAGUUUGAAGUUCUGUCUCAUCCUCGCCUUCACUUCGGAAACUCACGCGAACGCCAUCGUCAAACUAAAAGAAGGGGACGCGGCCGUGUUUAAAGAGUUCGGGACGUUUUUCCUACAUAUUAUGCAACAGUGGUUCGGCAACUUACUGAAACCUCAUCUGAAGCCGACGGAAAACAAGAAAUUAAAGGAAGUUAAAGAGGGCAAGGAGAACAGAGAGACGGAAUUGGACGUGACCUUGGACGGAGAGAGACGGGACGGAGAUGAUCACGAGAACAGCCUCAACGACACGUGUGACACACAUGACGACGCGAGUGACACGCAUGAUGUCACGAGUGACACGCAUGAUGUCACGUGUGACACAGAAGAUGUCGAGACCAAAGUGCCAUUAACAUAA